Messenger RNA from Cutaneotrichosporon cavernicola, 2448 nucleotides. RefSeq lists its product as uncharacterized. The record is from RefSeq and is a predicted model, not a curated record. Bases 1 to 2448 code for a protein of 815 amino acids. The transcript is spliced from 3 exons. NCBI's taxonomy places the organism in Eukaryota, Fungi, Basidiomycota, Tremellomycetes, Trichosporonales, Trichosporonaceae.
AUGACGGCCGAGGGCGCAUCCUCGGCCGAGGUCUCGCGCCGGACAUCGUCACGCGCGUCAACAACCUCAAUACCAAACCGAUUGCCUGAAGGCGGGCCAGGACCGGCGACGGAGGCAUCGAGACUGGCGCGGAGUGCUUCGUGCAGCUCACACUCGGGCUCGGCCUCUACCGACUCGUUCACAUCAGCGACUGAGCGCUCGGAUGAGGAGGAGGAGGAUGACGACGACGACGACGAUGAAGACGAUGAAGAGGAUCAUUACGAACGCCAGCGCCGCCAGCGCAUGCUGGAGAACCAGUCUCUCCUCGCCGAGCUCAACGUCUUCCGGGCGUCCAUCUCCGAGCCAGCCCCACCACCAGCUCCACGCGCACCGCGGCGUUCGACAAAGCACGUCCAGCGCCACGAUCGGUACGGGUACAUCGUGUCACUCCCACCGCCGGGACAGAGACAGGUGUUAGCCGCGAUCGUGGUGCGUACCGACCGUGGGACGCGCGCUGCCAUCGACGCAGGCGAGUAUGUCGACUGCACCGCCUGGGCGGAAGGGGAGGAACGUCGCUGGCGCUUUGGUAAUGGAGAGGGAGUGUUGGAAGAAGGGGAGGCGGAGGUCAUAGGGGACGUUGGGCCCGACUUCCGGUGGAAGACCGUGGAAGCCGUCGACAUGGAGCAGGAACGAGAGGCGGCCACGCGCGCGGCCAUGGAGCUCGGGACUCCGGCUCCACCUCCAGAACCCGCGGUCAAGAAGAAGUACUCAGAACUGCCUGAGGGUACUUGUCAUCAAUGCCGGCGGCGCUCUGCCAAGGCUAAGAUGCGCUGCCGGAACGUCAAUCCGGAGUGUAGGAACUUGUUCUGUGAAACAUGUUGCAAACGAUAUCAUUACUUCGCUUUUGACGAGGAGGAUCGCAGCUUUGUCUGCCCUGUGUGUCUCGACAAGUGCAACUGCAAAUACCACCUUGAAAAGCUCGGCCUCGGGCACCGAGCGGGCUCGGCGUUCAAGGCCCCGGGCGAGGGUGAGGAAUUACGGCCUGGUGAGACGGUUCAACACUACAUCGAGCGGUAUAUCGAGAGCAAGGGCCGAGAGGAUCCGCCGUUCGACCGCGUGCGGCUCGUCAACGAAGCUGAGGAUGUGGUUGCGCCUCCGCUCACAGCGGAAUGGGAGGAGUGGCUCGAGGAGCAGCGGUGCGAGCGACUCGGGAUCAAGCGCAAGCGGAAGAACAAAUCGAAGUCAGCCAAGGUGCUUGGUGGGAAGGGAAAGGGUGGCAAAGGAAGGGGGGGAUGCAAGGUCUUGGUUGCGCCUGGCAUCGAGGGCGAGACGAGCGAAAGUCUGGAUGUUGGCGGUAAGAGUAAUGUAAAAGGCAAGAGACGAGUGCUGCGGCCAAAACCGACUGGCGGCAAGAGCAUCGAGCUGGUGGACGAGAUCAACGCCGCUGCAGCUGCGAACAAGAGGAGGAAACACAACACGGACAUUGUACCGGCCACAAGCACCCCCCUGUCCAACACUCCCUCCCAAACACCUGUGCUGGGCAUCGGGAGCACCUCCACCUCACGCGGAACCAGUGCACCGAUCUUUCUCCGCUUCCGCGCGCCGCCUCGCGUCCGCGAGAUCGACUCGGACGGCGACAGCGUGCGCGGUUACUCGUCAGACGACAGCUUGGAAUCGCAUUCGCCGUCGAUCUCAGGGCAUCCGACGACGAACGACUUCCUCGCGCGCCUGGCGACCGCUGCCGCGCCAGCGUUGCCAAUAUUCCCCAUUGCGGGGAUGGAGGGGAUUCAGGGGAUGGAGGUCGACAGUCUGCAGGCGCUGGAAAUGGGCGUCAAUAUGACCGUAGACGGCUCUCUGCCUCCCGUUCUAGACCAUCUCCCUCCCAUACCUGGCUCUGACAUCGGCCCUCUCCACAAUGAAGGCCCACUGCCGCCCGUCGAUCUCCGGCCUAUACCCGAUUCGGUUAACCCUCUCCACAUGAACGCCCCCGGGCUCGGAUUGAACGCCGACGUUCCCAUCGCCGCCGACGCGCAGUUGAUCCAGCUUGUGGCGGAACCCAGCUGCCUCCGCUUGACUCUCGCUCCCGCUGCGUCCGUCGCGUCGCCAGUCGCACCCCACCGGCGCACCCGCUUCGCCAUUCCCGAACUCUCCCCGCCAGGCCAUGACCCUCUGCCAGCACUGUAUCCGGCCUUCCCCGAACUGGGAUAUGCCUACUCGUCCUAUCCGAUGUACUCACCAUACACGUUUUCUUCGGCGUUGCGGGCCCGGCGCGUGAGGGACCAGGAGAGGGAGCACGAGCGGAAGCAGGCUAGCGGGAACGGGAACGGGAACGGGCACGGGCUCAAUGAGGAGGAUGAAGCACCCGAGCCAUCACGAAAGAGAAGACCCCCGCCGCCGGCCGCGCAUAUUGUGCGCAUGCCGAAGCACCUAAAGGGCCAGAUUGAUCGGCGGAAGCACUCGCACGCAUAG